Caenorhabditis elegans is the source of this 523-nucleotide messenger RNA. It is a transcript of the gene F10G7.12, whose product is annotated as PLD phosphodiesterase domain-containing protein. The record is from RefSeq and is marked reviewed. Lineage: Eukaryota; Metazoa; Nematoda; Chromadorea; Rhabditida; Rhabditidae. The coding region runs from base 88 to 438 and encodes 116 amino acids. The transcript has 4 exons.
ACAAAUCUACGUAGAAAGUUUUAUUAUUUUUUUAACUGCUCUUUACAAUCGAAAAUCGGCAGGUCUUCGUUUUGAAGAGUUAAUAUAAUGAUCAGUAUCACACAAGAUGCUCUGAAAUUAGUCUCUGAGAAAUUGUCUCCGACUUCUCGACUCAAUAUGGCUGCCGUUAAUCAGAGAUGUUUUUAUGCAGCAACAAAGUGGCAUGAUGUCAAGACCAUUGUGUUCGACAACGAGAAUGUGACUAUGGUCGGUGCGAAUUUUGUGCACACUUUUGAAAAUUCUUCGUUUGUUAGAGCCAAUGGGAACAAGAUGGUCUCUAAUGCUGAAGCAAAGGAAAUCGUGCUCAAACUGUGUCCAGCUGUGAAGAAAUUGAUCACCAUUGCUAGUUGCACCUCCUCCUCUCAAUGGCCAGAACGACAUCGACGAUGGUCCAGCUGAAAAUGAAGAUGAGCCCAGAUCUUUUUGCUGUCUUCAAUAAAUCACUUAGUUUCUACUGAUUACAAAUAAAGUUAUAAUUUUUAAA